GAGGUGGGACGCAGUAAGACAGUCAUUUGGAAUUUCUUAAAUGAACCUGAGGGUUAUGGAACAAAAAAGUCAAGAGGAAGACCCCACCAAAAUUUCACCAGCAGUGAGCUGGAGGAUCCAUUUGGCUGUCCGUCAAGACACUGGAUGAUCCUCGAACCAAAUUAAGGCUGUUACUGGUGCCGACUGCAGCCCCAUAACCAUCAGACAGCAUCUGAGACCGAAUGGCUUCAAAAACAAAAAACGUCUUCAAAGGCCUCGUCUCCUUGAACGCCACAGAACUGACCAUUUGGACUUUGCACCAAACAUGGGACAUUGAAAGGUGGAAGAAAGUUUUAUUCUCUGAUGAGAAAAAAAAAAUUGAUGUCCCUGAUGGUUUCCAACAUUACACGCAUGACAAGGAGAUCCCACCUGAGCUGUUUCUACACGCCACAGUGGAGGGGGCGCCACAAUGGUCUAGGGUGCUUUUUCCUUUUCCCAGUGGAACAAUGGAGCUUCAGGAGAUUCAGGGGUGUCAAACGGCUGCUGGCUAAGUCCUAUGUGCAUGUGGUCCUAAACUUUUGAUCAGCUGUAAAACAGCCUGUUUCAGUUUAUGCACCUUAUGCAGCUUAUGCAGUCAAGAUAUCUCUGACCGGUCAGGGCAUGGGAAAGUGAUCUCUGUAUGUUUUUGUGUAUCGCAGAUCCUGUAGAUUUUGUGGUUGAGAACGCAGUAUGGUAACAAGGUGAGCUUACCUUUCACAGGCAUCAAUGGUGUGGCUUAUGAAUGUCGUUAACUUACUCAAACUAUGAAAAAGACAUGAGCUGCUACCAUGCUGCCGUUUCAGUUAUGAUAGGUUACUGUUCUAGACAUUUAAACUUAAAAGAAUGCCUUUUUCCUUCUUAAAACCAAAGAGAACUUAUGAAAAUUUAAAAUUCACGCUUUUUAAAAGGCAAUCUUUAGAAUUUAACAGAUUAAUUCAGCAUUGUUUCAGCAAACAUUUUUGACGCAAGCCUUGGUUGUGAAACAAGAACUACUAUAUUUAACACAGGACACUGAGAAUGAUUUCACGUGUCACACUUCCUGUAAGUGGUGCAAGAAUCAGUCUCGAAAUUUCAGCAGUGACAAACUGUCCAACCCCCAAGAUCUUACUUCCAUUUAAGGAAACCUCUGCCAGACAGCAACAGCAAUAUUCGACUUUUAAUACACCCUGGAAGGAGACAACAAACAGCUUGGAGAGUUCACCUUUAUACAGACACUGCUUCAGAGAUACAGUAGCCAUUCUGAGGACAGCAAUGACCACAGAUUUUACAAGCCUCACUUUAAUAUGGCUGCUGCCACUGGCAGCAAGCAAUGCAGUGACAUCUAAUCAAACUGAAGUCUUCAGUUCUGUGGUAACUGUAGAAUCAUUCUCUCACAACGAGCUGACAACACAUAGGAUGCCUCAGACAUACCCAGAGAAAAUAACUGCCACGAAAGACACACAACGAAGAAGUCAAACAAUGCCCUCGAAUAUGAUCCUACCUAAUACUAAGACAACACCAGCUCCUACCAGUUCCGCAUCGCCCCACUUAAACAGAACUCCCAUGGAAUCCUUAACAGAAAUACAAUCUACAGCCAUCAAAUCUUCAAUGACAGUUCAAACUGGCACCCCAGCAACGCCUACAAGUGUAACUCCAGUGAUAAUCAACUCAACCCAAAGCCAGAAGGCAUUAAGCACACACGUUAGGAGGCACACAAACCCCUAUCCACCUACAUUUUCACCAAAGUCUACAAAACUCAUCUCUACUACUAACACAAUUACCACACCGGAAGAAGACAAGUCUGAAAGCAUGAGUCCUGCUGCAGGUGAUGAUGUGAAACAUUCCACAGGCUUACACAAAACUUCAACAUCCAUCCACAAUACCAGAAAAACAAAAAUACAAGAACCUUCAGAAAGAAAGAAAACUAACCAUGGUAAAGUAGUGGCUGGACUAAUAGGUGGAGCCCUGUUAGUGAUGAUGGUAGGAUUCCUGAUCAUCUUUAUUAAGAAAAGGAAGCUUCAGAAGCAGCAGGUAUCAACUACAGACUGGGCGGGUCCUUCACCAUUUCUAGAGGGUGGAGCUAACAAUGGCCAGGUAACAAUGAGGCCACCUAACCGAAUUUCUGUAGCCAGCUUUCUGCCUGCGAGACUGUCCAAAAGAUUGUCCUUGCUUCCAGAAACAGAUGAGGAGCUAGAAGACAUGACUCAAGUUACUACAUUUGGAGAUAAAAACCAGGGGACCACAUUUGGCCGAACAGUCAAUGGAAAUGAUGGACCAGAAAGCAAUGGGACUAAUGCAGUUUUUCCAGAAAUGAGAAACACAGUAGACAUAGUAGAGACUGCUGAAAACUGUGUUUCGGCUGAAUCUUCGCAAACUAACAACCCUGUGUCCACAAAUAAUUCAAUCCUCCGUCAAGACCUUUCUGCAAAUCAGUCAAAUCUAUCUGAAGUCAUGGAAAAUAUGUCUGAACAAAUGAACAAUGCCCUUAUGGAAACUUAAGUGAACUUGAUCUCUAAACACAUCCAACAGAUGUAGGGUAUCAGUUAUAACACCCUUCAUUGGUUUCCUGGUAGCAGCAAAGGUAACUACAAAAACAGGAAACCAUCUUGUUAGUGCUUUCGGAAAUAAUUGAGAUUGUGUGAUGUUAACCAUGAUUUCUACAGCAAAACCUGAAGAACAACAUAGUAAGGUUGAAUAAUUGUAGUUUUCUGUGUUAGUAAGAGUAGGAAUAUCCAAAAUAAUAAUCAUACGCUACAUGUAAAAGCCUUUUUAAUAAUCUUGCUGCUAACAGAUAAUAACAUUGCACAGCAAGCAGCUUUAUUUACACUGUGUCAUGUAACAGUGUGAAUAAAUAGCAUACCAUGAUGUGAACAGGAAGUUUCCUUUUUAACAUUCAUGUGAAUAAGAUCCGACUCAUUUCAAAUAUCAUUCAGUUCGCUUGGCCACAUCAAAAGCAAGCUCUGGUACAUACAUGCCUAUCUUAAUAAUAUCCGUUUUGCACAGUAUGGCAUAUACAAUAGAAAAGAAAGAAAACUAAAUAUCCCCCAAUAAAAUUUCCUGUACUUACAGUUGUAUGUAAAAAUCUGGAGGUGCGUUAAGACAUUAGUUUCGUUUAAAUGAAGGAAUAAAAGAUGUCUAUAUCACCAGAAGACAGACACAUUCAGGACCUUUCUGCAAAUGUUACUUUUUAUCUUUAAUUCCAAAAACAAUUGAGCUUAUGUAAACCUCAGAAGCAUAUUUCUCAGGCAGCCUUUUAUAAUUUAGUUCAACUUUAGUAACAGUGGACCUUGUACAACUAACAUAAUGCAAGUAAAUUGUUUUAGCUCUCUGCUCAAUUUGCACCAUCAAAAAAAAUUAAUAAAAAAAAAUUUCAAUAACCUUUUUAAAUUUCUUAAAUAAUUAAAAUAAUCGUUCCAUUGUUCACAAUUGGGUUGUUUCUUUACAAUCACAUUUGUGAAAGACAAACAAAAAACCCUCAUUAUUCUAAUUUUCCAUUUCUGUUUCUCACUUACAUAGUGUGGCGUUUUUGGUCAGCAAUGGACCUAGUUGUGCAACCGCAUUUUGUUUAAUAUGGCAAUACUGAUCAUCAUUUAAGUUCUUGAUUAGAAUGCUAGGUAUUAAAAAUAGUAAGAAAACAAUUUUAUAUUAAACAAGUAUUCAUUUGAUAAUUAUCCAAUACUUUUUGUGGUAAUAAAAUAAAAUACAUAAAACCACACAAAGCUUUCAAAGACUAAUUAUUGAUCGUUGUCUUUACAAGUUAUACUACCACGCCAGAGAAGUAAAAGUAUAGGUGCCACCAUCAUAAAACAGAAACUCAGACUUGACCUGAAGUAUCUGUGUGAUGGCCAUAAUAAGAGUUGCACCAAUUCUCCAAAUAAUAAGGGAAGAAGGAUAAAUGCAUCCUUUAUUGGUUCCUUUACCAUAGUGUACACUGGACCAUCCUUUAAGAAAAGGGAGGAGAAAACACCGCUCCAUAAUUCACUGAGAUGGCCCAUCAGACCAUUCAUGACAAAAAACAACAUAAAAGUUGCUCAGCUCUGGUAAAUGUAAACUGUGAGUGCCUUCCCCCAAUUCAUGGCAUAUCCUCCUGAUAUAUUUUUUAGUUUUUAACAACAGUUCAUUAAAUUCACAGCUAAACUAAGAACCUCACACUGCUGGAAUAAAAACUAAUUCUGGUUGAACUAUUGCCUUGCAUGAAGAACACAGAAUGCUAUACAAGCUCAAGAUCUAUAUUAAUUAAUAAUAGUAUUUAAGGUUCUGUGCAACUGGUGCUAAUUAGUAAAAUCCUUUGUUAUAUUACAGUUUUUAGUAUAAUUUUACUUCAGUAUAGUCUGCUGGAAUAAGUGAUAGACAGCACUCAUAUAAAUCCUUAACAGGCAGGAUGAAAUUAGUUACCUAGUAUCACAACAGUAAAAUAUAACAAAAUAAGAUGAAUUUAAUUUUAGAUGCUACGGGACAGAUUUACUAAGUGAGACAAAUUACUGUGAUGUUGCAUUUGCAGGGGGAUCUAUUAAGAAUGCGCUUUAUUUUUAAUAAAAGAUGCAGCCAGUUAACCGCAGUAAAAACCAGCAUUGGGCCAAGAGCAGCGCAAAUUAGUGGCUCAAAAUUCCAGUUUAAGCUCAGGUUUCACGCAAGUGUUUCGCUCUGAAAACAGCGUGGCAAUUCGGAUAAAUGUGAGGAAGCUGAAAGAGAAUCCUUUUGAUAUAAGAAAAUAACUCCUUUUCUAUGCAAGUGCUUUCUAUCUAUCUAACAUUCACACGCAGUCAUACUCCAAUGGAGGCAUUGGAGAGCAACGUGGGGUUAGGAUCUUGCGAAAGGAUAUUUGGCAUGCAAACUGUAGGGAUGGAACCCCUAACCUUCAGAUUAGCAGAUGACCUGUCCUAAUACCUGAGCUAAGACGUACAGAGAACACAAAACAUUAUUUACCAUCAGAUUAUGAGUCAUCUUGUGUUACUGUGUCAUGUGCAUGAAUGCAUGCAUUGCAGUUUUAAUAGCACAUUGCAACAUUCAGGCAUAAAUCUAACACACUAACACCUAUUUCUUACACAUUCAGCAGAGAGAAGUUGCUUGGUGUGUGCGCAAAGUUCAUUUCUUCUUUGUUUCAUUAAAACAGGAGCAAUAAGUAGGGCUCACAGUCUGAUGGAUGGAUCAGUGGAAACUCUGCAUUCAGAAUUUCUUGCCAUAUUUAAUCUGCAUGUUUAGUUCCCUUGGAAUUUGAAAACGGAUUAUAAUUCUAGUCAUGAUGCUUUUAUUAGCCUGUAAAUGUAUAGUGGCUUCAUUUUAAUCAGCAAAUUCCACAGGUCUACAUAAUUUUUAAAAACAGGAAUUUGCUUUGCUUUUGUUUUGAAAAGAAAAUGAUGCAAAGUGGUUUAUGUAUAUUCAUUAUAGAUAUUAAUGUAAAGGUAAUUUGGGGCUUUUAAUAUUUCCUUUGAACUAUUCUUUCCAGUGUGGUAUGAUUGUACAGAAUACAGCUUUAAGAACUUUAUAAAACAAAAAUUAUGUGUGCAGGAUUUAAUUUAUUUUGGAUUUUCUAUAACACAGGAUCACAGAACACAAACUUUUGUUUGCUAGUUGCGGUAUUUCAUGUGUCUUAUACUAAAUCGAGUGUGCCGAGUCCAAAUCUGUAGUCGGAUUUUGUCUAGGACGUCAGGUUCUGAAGUUAUACACAGUAUCAUUGGCUACUCAUACAGACGGAAAUCAGGAAACUGAUUUUAUAGUCGUUAUAUGGGCACUGUACAUAACUCAAUUUUGCUUCAAAACUGUGAGAGAUUACAAAACUUGUUCACAUUAAAAAAACGUGUAAAUAGAUAGUUCACUUGAGUCUUUAUGGAAUGUACAUACACUGUUAAAAAGUGCUUUAGGCACUUGCUUUUGCGCUUGUGAGUCUCUACUGCUGCAGAAGCCAGCAGUAAUCGCCCAUCAUUAUGGGGGUUGAAGUGUCCUUGAUAUCUUUUCUCCAUGGUGGCAAUAUCCUGGUGGAAUUUUUCUCUAUGUUCAUCACUCACACCACCCAAAUUUGGAGUGAAAGAAAUCCAGACGAGAAUGCAAGAAAUGCAUUUUGAGUCAUUUCUUGCAUUCUUUGCAAAUUCCUUUGACUACGAUGACCUGGAUGACUGAGAACCUUCACAGACAUUUUGAGUCACAUUCAGUAGCAGAGUUGCUGAUACGCUGCUAACAUAUUGCUUACAAGUUCAACGUAGUUUUCAGCCCGAUGUUUGGCAAGAAAGCCAAGCGGCGAAUUCAAGCAUGUUCAGUUUGGAUCUGAAUGUGUCAUCACGCAUCAUUUCGUGGAUUUCAGGACCAACAAAAAUUUCUGCUUUUAGCUUGGUAUCAGUUUGGGUUUUUCCAAACCUAUCCUUCUGAUACUGGAAGCCAUUUCCAUUACGAUCCAUUUCCAGGACAAAUUUUUUCAUUAGGCCUAGUUUAAUGUGAAGUGGUGGAAGGUACACUUUUAGUGGAUCAACUAGUGAUGCAUGUAGCACAUUGUAUCGGCCAAAAGUUUUUUUUUUCCUUUCUGACAACGUAGUAUUUUAUUCUAUUGCAUAUAAUAUUUUAUUAUAUUGCAUACAGUAUCUUAUUCUUAAUAUCUUAUCCUAUUCUAUUGUUUUUCUUAAUUUUUGCUACUGUAACGUUGCACUGUCCACUUUCUGCUGUGACACAACAUAAUUUCCACAUGUGGGACUAAUAAAGGUUUAUCUUACAUAAC
Molecule: messenger RNA, 6703 nt
Organism: Oreochromis niloticus (Nile tilapia)
Lineage: Eukaryota; Metazoa; Chordata; Actinopteri; Cichliformes; Cichlidae
Gene: evi2b
Product: ecotropic viral integration site 2B
Exons: 2
Coding region: 1036-2496 (486 amino acids)
Source: RefSeq, a predicted model, not a curated record